This is a messenger RNA of Brassica oleracea var. oleracea, 750 nucleotides long. Its product is annotated as chaperone protein DnaJ. Gene Ontology annotation, cellular component: nucleus; cytoplasm. NCBI's taxonomy places the organism in Eukaryota, Viridiplantae, Streptophyta, Magnoliopsida, Brassicales, Brassicaceae. The record is from RefSeq and is a predicted model, not a curated record. The transcript has 5 exons. Bases 123 to 491 code for a protein of 122 amino acids.
UCUUUUAGUUCCCAAGUGCGUGAGUGCGUGACUGUCAGAGAGAGAGAGAGAGAGAGAAACUCGUGAACUGAAGACGAAGAGAAGAAGAAGAAGAAGAGUUGUUCACUUGUUUGUUCACACGAAUGUGGUGUUCCGGUUUGGGAGACGGCCAUGGCUCUUUUCUCGAUUUCAAUUUCGAUUUCGACAACUACAAGGAUCACUAUAAAGUCCUUGAGCUGAACAGCGACGCCUCCGAUGAUGAGAUUCGCUCUAACUUCAUCCGCCUUGCACUGAAAUGGCAUCCGGAUAAACUUAAAGAAGAGGAUUCCGCUACGUCUAGGUUUCAAGAAAUCAACGAGGCUUACCAAGUAUUGAGCGACCCAUUUACAAGGGAGGAGUACGAUAAGAAAAGGAUGCGUCGUAUCUAUGAGCACAACAUGGAGCUAUUCGACCGGUACAAGGAGCUGAUAUUUACUUGCAAUGGCCUUGGGAUGAAGAAUUUUCUCUGGUGAAAUUGCCAAAAAAAAAAAAAAAAAAAAAAAAAAAAUUAAGGUUAGGUGAUAUGUAUAGACUUUGUAUGAUGAUGAGUUAGAGACAUCAGCCUUUGUAGCAGUGGUUGAGUAUUGAUUCUAGUCUGAGAGCAAGACAGAGUAAUCAAAUUAGGUUCUCUGCUUCCACAAGCUUUCAUUGUCCUUUCUGUUCUUUGUUCUCAGUUGAAGGCUAGACUGGGUUUGUAUUCUGCUCCAAAGUCAAAUGUUAUGUCUUUUAUGA